UUUGUAUGCCUUUCAAAUAUACUUGUCACUUGUUUGCUUUGAUUUUGUUUGGGCUAACUCGUUUUGUAUAAAUUCCUAUAAUUCGAAUAGUGUUGUAUUGUUAAAAAGGAGAACAAGACCGUCAUUGAACAGGGGUUGAACGAAAUGUGACGUUCAGUGAUAUUACCACAUUUAGGUAUGCUAAAAUUAUCGGAUGAUCAAGGCCUGCGAAAGGUUUGUCUCCUGAUUUAUCACGGAUCAAAGUUCAGAUGCACAGGAAUUAAAUACGUUGAUCCAAUGUAAAUUAGACGAUAAGCACAAGAAGGCCUUGACUGUUUUCACUUAAACAACUCAUUGAAAUAUUUUAAUAAAAAUUAUGCUGGACUUCGUUUAUCAGAGUACUAACGAAUUGGAAGUUAUGUUGUAAUUUGACGCCGUAAUUGGGCUCAUUUACCAGUGGGUGAAAAGUCGAAAACAUGUCCUGCCGUGUGGGUAAUAAAUUUUGGGAAAUUGGGGACAACUCCGCUGAAAUGUUAUAAUUGUAGACUAAGAUGAGGCAUAAGUGUUUUUCAUUUUCUUCAAACUAUGCACUCUUUAGCUGAAGAAUUAGAAAAGGUGUAAUAACUGUAAUGAUCAAAUUAAGCAAUGCCCUAGGGAAAUUGUGACAUUUUCGGAAAUUACCAGCUAGCAGACGAUUGUUUUUUUUUAAACCCACAGAAUUUCACAUUGUUAAGGUUAAAUGUGUUGAUCAACCUACAAAUGGAAACAGAACAAUCUCUACUGCCAAUAAAUAUAUACAUAAGGUAUGGGAAAAAAUAUCCAGAAAUAUUACAAAGUGGAAAAAACAAUUCAGGGAUUGUUAGCCUGCAGAUACCACGGAUAGAUUACUUUUCCGUUGCAUUGAAUAACUUAAACUGUACCAAGUGUUCAAUUGUAUAAACAGGUUGUUUCCCUUGAUUAAAGACGGUUUAAGACAAGUCUCCAUAUAAUUACUCGUAAAAUUCAAUAAGCGUCACUUUUGUAACAUGCAUGACAAGCUGUUAAAGCGCCAAUGUGAUAAACCAAGUAUAUUUCUGCUUAUCUUUGAAUAGUAGAUACAUUGAAUAGUUUUAAAAAUUUCAAAAUACGAGUAAUGCAAUAUUUGACUUUAUAAUUUAUGUAUUUGGAUUGUAAUAAAAAGCAAAUUUAUAUAGCUGAUUUUCGAGUAGUCCAUAAAUGCAAUUACAUGUUCAUAGCGUUUGUGUAUCAUACGUGAACAAGCCCUGUGUUCACAAAACAUUUUCAGUCUCAGCUGAGUUUGAUAAUGAAACUUUAUUUGUCAUUUAUAUCUAAAUAGCAUGUUUAAAACUAAAUUUUAAUUUAAUAACUAUUUUAAAGUGGCUAUUCAGUACUGAUGGUAAGUCAGAGUUGGAAUUUAACCAUGAAGUUUUAGUAAAAUUGAAAAUUGGAUUAAAAACUCAAACUCAGCUGAGUCCGAAAAAUGUUUUGUGAACACGGGACCAGGAAUAUCAGACGUUUAGGGCUCUCGACCUAUAAAUAAAAGAGAUACGUUACUGGGUAUCAAAAACAUCGGUACGUGGGAAUAGUGUGGUUGUCGAAAGGUGGUUGUGUAAACAGCUAUAACACGUGAAAAUCUUAAUUAAGCAUUAAGAAGACAAGGCACUGGAAGAGCAUCGAACUAUGCCAGGAACAUCACAAUCUCCCGAAAAGGUCCAGAAUACAUCUAACGUUUUGACCACUACACAGCAACAGGUGGUGAAGGAAACAUGGUCCCUCGUGUAUGCAGAUGCCGGGACAAAUGGACUAGAACUUUUUAUGAGGCUUUUCAGACAAAUUCCACAUGCCAAAGGAUAUUUUGAAAAGUUCAAGGACGAGUCGGAAGAAAGUCUGAAACAGAGUGAACUCUUAAAAUUUCAUAUAACCAAAAUGAUGGACAGUAUGAAUUUUCUUGUUGGUAACCUUGGAAACACAGACUGUCUCGUGAAGGAGAUUCAGACAUUAGCACGUGAUCAUAAAGAAAGACGUGUGACGUCACAUGAUUUUAAGCUUGUUUUCGGAAUCCUACAAAACUUACUGAAAGACAUGCUAGGUGAUAAAUUUGAUGACGUGACAGCUACGUCAUGGAAAACAUGUUGUGAUAUUAUUUGGAACAUUGUAGACGCAGAAAUGCAGAAAACUUGACUUCGUUAAGAAAAAAGGGCGCAGAAUUAUCAUUCAUUGGACAUUACUUUUAUCGCUUUAAAAUGUGCAAUAUCAGUUCAAAAUUAUUGCAACACGUUUUCAUUUGGUUAAAUUACAAGUUCUUCUCGAACAACUUUUCUUUAACCGUUGGCAUAUUCAACAGUAUCACAAUGUAGUUAAUUGUGUUUUGAUAAAAUUAAUAUUUUGUGAAAUAAAUCAGUGAUAUUAAAGAAGGAA
Messenger RNA from Mercenaria mercenaria, 2397 nucleotides. Its product is annotated as globin-like. Bases 1660 to 2160 code for a protein of 166 amino acids. NCBI's taxonomy places the organism in Eukaryota, Metazoa, Mollusca, Bivalvia, Venerida, Veneridae. The record is from RefSeq and is a predicted model, not a curated record. The transcript has 5 exons. Gene Ontology annotation, cellular component: extracellular region; hemoglobin complex. Gene Ontology annotation, molecular function: iron ion binding; oxygen binding; heme binding. Gene Ontology annotation, biological process: oxygen transport.